CUCAAACGAUUGAUGAGCAUAAAAAAUAAUUAUUUUCAUAACUUUCUUGUUCAUGGAUUAAAAAUAUACUAGUCAUUUUUUCAUUGACAAGAGAGAGCAAGCAUAGUUGGAUAAUUAAAAAAAGGAACCACCUUUCAUAAGCGGGAGACUUUUUAUUGGUGGCAAAGGUUAGAAGGAGGAAUAAGCAUCAAGAUUCUCGUUAAUUACAGUUCCAAAUACUUCCAAAAAGUUGGUUCGUUGAAGUAGAGAAAUCAAGAAUCAGAUUGUUGGCAUCAUUCAUUGCUGACUUUGCACCACCUGAUUGGCAGCUUCUCAAUAAAAUUUUUGGUUUCUACAAUUAUUUAUAAUCACAAAUUUACAUAUUCUAUCAUCAUUUUUCACAAUAAAAGAAAAAGACAAAUCUCAAAUAUGCCGGUUUCUCAUCUAUCUCCUGUAUUUUGCUGAUUGUCCAGAUACCCAAAUAGCAUAUAUAAUGCAGCCACACGAGAAGUAUAAUUUAACUCGUUAUCAUUAUCGAGUCUCUAAUCAUUCGUCAUGGUGGCAAAAGUUGUUCCUUGUUAUGUGUCCAUUCAAUUUAAAGAACGACAAGUCUGAUUUUAUUCGAAAUAUUUUGGUGAAGAGAACUGAAAUUAAAUGGAGAAAGAACCACACAAGGAUAAAAGAUGGGUCUGGCGGGGGCUGAUCCUGGUGAUCGUGGCUCUCGUUCUUGCUGCGGUCUUAUUCAGUUUCCGCAAAUAUUUUCAUCGUUCUAAUUCUUCAGUGGCAGAUACUAGCCAAGUGGUUGACAAAUAUGCAAAUGCUCUUAGUAUAGCUAUGCAAUUCUUCGACGUUCAGAAGUCUGGAAAAUUGGUGAAUAAUAAGAUUGCUUGGAGAGGUGAUUCAGCUAUGGGAGAUGGAAGCGAAGUGAAUUUGGAUUUAAGUAGAGGAAUGUAUGAUGCUGGAGACCAUGUGAAGUUUGGAUUUCCAAUGGCAUUUACUGCAACAGUUUUAUCAUGGGCUAUUUUGGAAUAUGGAAACCAUAUGAACAUGGUGAAUGAGCUGGAAAGUGCCCAAGAAUCCCUCAAAUGGAUCACUGAUUUUCUUAUUAAUGCCCAUCCUUCUGAGAAUGUCAUGUAUAUUCAGGUGGGUGACCCAAAGCUGGAUCACACGUGCUGGGAAAGACCUGAGGCAAUGACAGGAAAAAGGCCUCUCACACAAGUUAAUGCAUCAUAUCCAGGAACGGAUGUUGCAGCUGAAAGUGCAGCAGCAAUGGCAGCUGCAUCUUUGGUGUUCAAGUCAAUUAACUCUGCCUAUUCAAGAACUCUGCUUAAGCAUGCCAAACAGUUAUUCAAGUUUGCUGAUACUUAUAGAGGUUCGUACAGUAUCAGCAUUCCCAAAGUGCAAGAGUUUUAUAAUUCUACUGGAUUUGGAGAUGAACUCUUGUGGGCGGCUGCCUGGAUUUAUCAUGCUACCGAAGACAAAUCUUACCUUAGAUAUGUGGCCACAAAUGGUAACAUGUUUGCUAAUUGGGGAAAUCCUUCUUGGUUUUCUUGGGAAAAUAAGUUGGCUGGAGUUCAGGUCCUACUAUCAAGGGUCAAUUUCUUUGGUUCAAACAAAGAUAUUUCAACUGAGGCAAGUCUUUCUCUCCAGUUGUACAGACAAACUGCUGAGACCUUUUUGUGUGGACUUCUACCUGAAUCCCCGGAGUCAACCUCUCAACGAACAGCAGAUGGCCUGGUAUGGGUUGACCAAUGGAAUCCAUUGCAGUAUUCUGUGGCCUCUUCAUUUUUGGCAGUUGUUUACAGUGAUUACAUGCUUAGCUCCCAAACAUCAAAUUUAUAUUGCAACGGGAAGCUAUAUGAACCAACAGAGUUGCGCAAUUUUGCAGUUUCACAGUUGGAUUAUAUAUUGGGAGACAAUCCAAUGGAAAUGAGUUACCUUGUUGGUUACGGAAGUAGAUAUCCUCAGCAAGUUCACCACAGGGGUGCUUCAAUUCCAGUGGAUGCUAAUUCUAAUUGUAGUGAUGGAUUCAAAUGGCUUCACACAAGACACCCUAAUCCAAAUGUUGCAGUUGGAGCUCUUGUUGGGGGACCAUCCCUUAGUGAUACAUACACGGACUCUCGGAACAACACUAAGGAAAGUGAACCAACUACCUACAACAGUGCCCUUCUUGUUGGACUCAUCUCAAGCCUUAUAACCUCUUCUUCACAAGUAGAGUCAUUUGUGAAAAACUGAAAAAUAAACGCCAGCACUGUGUUUUCCCUUUUGACUCAACACAUGUUGCCUUAACUUGCAUCAGACAGCCAGCCCUCACCAGGCUGGUGGCCUAAACUAUACUCUAUUUGGAUAGGGGCGGACGUAGAGUGUGAGUUGUGCUUCAUCUGAAUCUGAUAAAUCAAAUGAGUUGUGGUAGAUCCCAAACUUGAACUCAUAAAAUUCAAAUCCUGAAUCCACCUCUGUAUCUGAAUAGAUAUGUCCCUAUGAGAGACUACAUUGUCAAAGGAAAGAAUUUGUCGAAAUGUACAUUACUAACAUCCUUCAACCUAGCACUAGCACCUUUUAGUUGUGAAUUGUGUGGAAUAGUAGGCAUCUAUAUUUGCUCAUGCCAUGUUUAUCUUUCAGUUGGGCAUUUUCUGAUUCUUAGUUUCCUUGCAUUGGGUCUUCCUAUGUAAAUACCUGAAGAAAGAAUACAGUCAUCCCAUUCAGGUGCAGUAACAGUAUUUAAGUUGAAGCAUGUAAUUUGAUUUGCUUGUAGUGUAAAUGUGUAAUGCCCUAACUUUUGUUCUUGUUUGUCUACCUGAGCUAUGACCAAGGAUACAAAAAAGAAUUUAACUUUUAUUGACUGACGGUGUAAUAAAACUUCUAAAAUAUCGGUGUAACUUAAUGUUUUUAAAAGGUACCUGUCUUAUUUUUAAGUGACAUGAUAAUUUUAAAAACUUUUACACAGAAAAUAUAUUGAAUUAAACUCUAAGAACAAGUGCAGCACUGUUAGUAUGUUACAGAGAAUGCUUCUGUAUUUAAACCUUUGUAAACUCCUGUUCAUACUAGUAAUCGUAAGAAAACAUGGAGGAUACAAGAAACUACUAUAAAAUUUAAUAUAGGCCGGCUGGAAAACAAAAAAUAAAUAAAAAAUAUUUUAAAAAAUUGAUUAGGAGAGGGCAUUCAUCCUUUAAAAGAUGUUGGGGCGUAAGCCUCACCGAACAAGGUCCCACAUAUGAGGCUCAAGACGUUUUGCAAGUGCUUUGUCUAGGAGCAAGCUCAGAAUUAAUUUUAAAAAAAAAAUGUUUAGAAACAAUAAUUGGUAGAUAAAAAGUUCAAU
This is a messenger RNA of Lycium ferocissimum, 3298 nucleotides long. Its product is annotated as endoglucanase 2-like. Gene Ontology annotation, molecular function: hydrolase activity, hydrolyzing O-glycosyl compounds. NCBI's taxonomy places the organism in Eukaryota, Viridiplantae, Streptophyta, Magnoliopsida, Solanales, Solanaceae. Gene Ontology annotation, biological process: carbohydrate metabolic process. The record is from RefSeq and is a predicted model, not a curated record. Bases 634 to 2214 code for a protein of 526 amino acids. The transcript has 6 exons.